This is a messenger RNA of Drosophila suzukii, 694 nucleotides long. RefSeq lists its product as uncharacterized. The record is from RefSeq and is a predicted model, not a curated record. Lineage: Eukaryota; Metazoa; Arthropoda; Insecta; Diptera; Drosophilidae.
UCGCACGGGUAGCGCACAACAGCCAAGUCGGAUUUGGAUUUAGACUUGGAUUUGGAUAGGUCUUCGGUAUUUCCAACUUCAUUUCCACUACUUCAAUUGGUGACUAUGCGAUUCGGAGUUGGUUGUCUUCUGGUGCUCCUGGGCAUUUGUGGUGCCGCACGGGCGGAUCUCACAUAUCGCGGAAAUGCGGUUCAUCCAGAUUAUCCUGGUCAGUGUUACUAUGAGGAACUCAACCAGGCCAUUCCCAAGAAGCAGUCCUACAAGCCCAUCAAUCGCGAGGGCUACUGCCAAUCUAUCUACUGUCGGCCGGAUUAUGUCCUAGAGAUUGGCUACUGCGGUCGCCACAACCUGGUGCCCACGGAGAAAUGCAAGAUCGCCUCGGACAUGCGACGCACCUUCCCCGACUGCUGUCCCAAGUUGGUUUGCCGGGAGUCGGAGAGCAACUACAUCUAGGCUGGACCCGGAUGCCACAUGCAGCAUAUAGUAUUACUUCGCUUGCCCCGUUUAGUUUUGGAAUAACCAUUCCUUAACUUAGUAUUACUUCGCUUGCCCAGUUUUGUUUUGGAAUAACUAUUCCUUUAAGAUGUAUUUGUUAAAAAUUCACUAUAUUUCCGUUUUACAUAUCUAUGUUUUAUAAACGGGACAACUACCAAACUUAAAAAGUAAAUAUAUGUUUGUAUAUCAUGAAAAAUGA